Molecule: messenger RNA, 3592 nt
Organism: Micropterus dolomieu (smallmouth bass)
Lineage: Eukaryota; Metazoa; Chordata; Actinopteri; Centrarchiformes; Centrarchidae
Product: transmembrane protein 179-like
Exons: 2
Coding region: 28-402 (124 amino acids)
Source: RefSeq, a predicted model, not a curated record
AUCCAGUGUUGAUGUUGCACUGAUAAAAUGUCACAGCAGACAGGUGGACAUCCUCCAUCUGCAACAGUGACCAACCUAAAUGUGAGUGUGGUCGGAUCCUUUCUCAGCCCGCCAUGUUUGUUUGUGUUCAGCUGUGCAGAGUCCCAGUCCGUUCCCCUCUACUUGGAUGUGGACACCUCCUCUUUCUACACAGAGCUCAGUCUGGCACAGGCGUCUCUGUGGUGUGUGACUGCUCUGUGGUUGACUCAGUCCAUCCUGGCUUUCCUGCGGCUCUACCACUCUCACAGCCAGCACAUCAGCGGGCCAUGUCGUCCCCGAGAGAAGGAGCUGCUGCUGGGACACAGUCCAUCUGAGAGCGGCUCCCCCUCACCUACUCCAGCAACAACCAACCUUUUAGUGUAACUGAGUGUGUAUGAGGUAGUGAUAUAACUCCACCAUCUAAAUUUAGUUUUAAACCCAAUUUUUUUACCACUCUACAGUUCUUACUACUGCAUGUAGAUUGAACUUCCAAGUAGGGCUGAAUGAUUUUGGGAAAUAAUCUUUUAACUAAUAUUGCAAUUGCGAUUUAAUAUGCAAUUAUCUUUUAAGCUCUUUAUCUUCUAUAUUAUUCAAAACAGACAAGCAAUAAAUCAUUGUAUGUUAUGACCAACACAACAUUGGAUAGAUUAAACAUACACUGUUCUUUCCUGUAGGCCACGCCUAUAUGUUAUGAUAAAAUUAGGUGAUGCAUGAAUUGUGUGAAUUAAUAUUCUAAGCAAUGGUAUCAAAUUAUAAUGAUUUCACAGAAAGGUAAUUUGAGUCAAGUCAUAACAUAAUAUUAUCAGGUAGGCCUACCUACAGAUGACAAGAAAAACUAAAUUAACCUUAGUGUGUUAUACAGUAAGUGCUCAAUACAAAACCCACAGUUCAACCACCAGUUAAUUCGUCCUUAUCUCGGUUCAAAUCUCCACAAGAGUCCAUCUCUCAACAAAAACCUCCUUUUCUGGAUCCCAGCAAGCAAACAAACAAACAAAAAUACUCAGACUGAGGUUUAAUACAAAAGUUGGCCAACGAACUUAAACCAGGUGACGACUCUCAUGUCUAAUAGACAAACUUAGUGAUUGUCCGAUGCUGCUGAUGAGCAGCGCAGUUGCGCACCAGGCUGUAACUCAGGAGAGACUGGGCCUCAUUCGGACUGGUGAGUUUGGUUUGAAACGCCAUCACAGAUAUUCCUUGAGCUGACUGGUGGCUGGCUGUGUGUGUGUGUGUGUGUGUGAGUGACACAUUGCGUUUGUAAUACGCUAACCAUACUACACGUGUCUUUCUGUUGUGCAUUUUCCCUGUCCACCAAAGUGGCGGAUGGCCCGACGAUUUCACCCACCACACCACUGCCAACAAUUUACCCGCAUUUGGCAGGUGCAAAUUAAAUUCUUUGUUUGACACUAAGGUUUCUGCGGUUCUGCCAAGCCUGAUGCCAUUGUACAGGUCAAGGUCCAGCUUAACUUGCGAAGUUGAUGCUUCCUCUGAAGACUGCUUUACUCUCGAGUGUCACGUGACCAGAGUGUAAUUGCAGCCUUUGCAAUUAGAAAAUCUUGUUUUAUCAUAUCGGGAUAUUAUCACAAAUGCAAUUAAUCGUUCAGCCCUACUUCCACGUAUGGUUUAGAAGAUAACAUUAAAUGGAUGUUUUUAUUUUAUAUAAUUGAUAUAAUAGAGCCUGACCGAUAAGUUGUGUAUGUCAGCUGAUAAGUAACAAGAAACUUGAGUAUAGAAAUGCCAAAGAUGUGUCAGGUAAUUUAGAAAGGGUUAAAUAUAGUCUGUCCUUUAAGAGAGCACUGACUUUUACACUGUAAAAUCUUUUUCAAUGUUGUCUCUUCAUAGUAAAAAAUGAUCCUCCAAUACUUCGUUAAAAGAUUUUUUAAAUCUCAAAUAUUGAAAUUGGUACUGGACUCCAAAAUCCAGCAUUAGUCAGACUAUAUUAUAUAAUGACAUGAUGUUUGAGCCAGGCCAACAUCACUUACAUGAAACUGUCAUCCCAGUUUGCCCUGCCUCGUGCAAGCACCCAUGACCUCACAGUGACACCACAACUUAGCCCCAGUUUGUGCCUCUUGAGUAUUUAUUACAUUUGAUAGUAAGGAUCUAUUUUUCUGAAUGAUAAAAAAAAAAAAAAAAAAAUCCUCAAAGAUUCCUGAAGAAAUAUUCAGUCCGCUGCAUGAUCAAAAAGAUUUAGUUGUGACUUUAUUCUGAGUUGGAGAUAUUCUGACAGCGACGAUAAAAGAACUACAAGUGUCAACAAACUGUUGGCAAAAUAGCUGCAAAGCUUCGAUUACUGCAUAAAUGAUUAUAUUAAUUAUUAUAUUAAUUAUUAUAACACCAAUACAAUAGAUUCAGCUAAUUUAAAAGGAUCUAUACACCGUGUGUUUGUAUCAAGCUCCAAAUACAUAACACAACAAAAUAAUCCAAAUUAAGCUAUUUUGUCUUGAAAUAAUCAAUGUAUAAUAAAUAAGUAACACUGCAAAAUCAGAAUAAUGGGAGGUUUUGCUGUUCUCUACAUAUUGAAUAUUGUUUCAUAUGUAUGGUUUGAAGAGUCUUAAAGGAUUGUGGAAGUGUUGUUAAACAGGGAAUUUAUUUUUUCGGGAAAAACUGAGGCUUCGCUCUUGUGACUCCAUUGUAACAAUGUGCACUCACUGGGACUAAGCUCAGCACUGUGUUGGGACAAAAAGGGAUUUUACAGAAGACAAAAGGAAACACUCAUCAGAAUAGCUGAAGCAGAUGUAUUCAGUGAUCUAAUAGCCACAGUGUUAUCAGAUGCUACUGCUUAUCCCUGUCAUUUGACCUCAAGCAACCAGAUGGUGUUUUUCCUGCAGUCUGUUUAGAAUAUAUUUAAUAUGCAUGGUUGUUUACAUUUCAUCUGGAGUCUGACAUUUUGCACAGUUGUGUCCUCAUCAGGGAGAAUAUAGUUUUGUCGACUGUGAAUAUUCAGAUGUAGCACUGAGGCGCUUUUAUUGUGAAGCAUGUGGUGAAGUGAAACUGAGCCACCGUGUACGAGAAACAGGCUCACUAUGUGAGCAUGACCUGAACGUUUCAUUGUGUAACGGAAAAAUCACUGCUGGCCUUCUCUGCUCUUGUGACGAUUGUUAUUAUGAUGCUGUUUGUCUGGACACUGCCACUCUCAGGGCGUUAAUGAAGCAGUCAAAUCUCCUCUACUUCUCUCCUUAGAGUAUAAUUUGGAGGUAAACCAUCAAGGAUCUGUGAUGGUUUUUGUAUUGAGAGAGAUUUAUGUGGAGCCCAAAAGGGUCAGUGAAGAGGAAAGAAUUUACUAACUUUGCUGAGUUUUUAAAAAAACAAAAAAGUGAUUCAAAGUUGUUUCUAAACUUCUUUCCUGUUAUCAUUGACCCGAGUGGUUGUAAUGAAACACAGACAGCGGAGCAAGAAAUCUGAAGUAAAGAGAGAUGAGCCAAUAAUGUCACCUGAAAUUAAUUGUAAUAUAUAAAAUGUAUUUUGUAUUAUAACUGCCAGUGGUCUUCACCUCUUAUCUCUUAUACCUGUUUGUGCUUAUUCACAUUCAUGUUUAUUGCAUUUGUGUUUGUUGAAUAAAAAGCUUCUCGUUAUGAAA